This is a messenger RNA of Mustela erminea (ermine), 3090 nucleotides long. RefSeq lists its product as uncharacterized. The coding region runs from base 664 to 1659 and encodes 331 amino acids. NCBI's taxonomy places the organism in Eukaryota, Metazoa, Chordata, Mammalia, Carnivora, Mustelidae. The transcript has 2 exons. The record is from RefSeq and is a predicted model, not a curated record.
GGCAGGGGUGUCCACGCACGGGGCUGCGUUGGGGGGACAGGCAUGUCACGGUGCUGAGUCUGCAGUCGUGCAGCUGGGCUCCAAAGUCGAGGAAGAUCCUGGAGGAGCUCCAGCCUCCACGGACGUGAAACCCUUCAGAGGCUGAAGGGCAUCCAGGGCAGACAUGUAGACUCAGCGAGGGACAGUGCCGAGCAGCUCCGGACACCAGGGCCGCACGCCCUCAGCUCUCAGAGACCUUGCAGUUGGUGGGUCCCCCGCCUGUGCCCCCUGUGGCCGCUGCUGGCCCUGCCUGCCUCUGCCUGGCCUCACCUCCCCUGCUAGAGAGGAGAGGGUCAGCGAGGCGCCAGCGAGGCCUCAGUGGGGCCCUGCCCGGGGCGGCCGGAAGGGACUCCUUGGAUCACUUUUGCUUCAAAGAGAAAGCGUGGGACGCCGGGUUCAAACGGUGGACGCCAUCGGCUUUGCUGCUCACGCGCUCAUGGUCUUCUCUCUCUCAUCUGAACAGAAUCGCGAUUUGAGCUCCAAGCACAGACCCUGCCUGAAUUCGGGGAGCCGUGGAAUGUCCGGGACGCUCGCGGCCCGGUCCCAGACUCGUGGGACACACGAUCCUUUCCUCCUCGGUAGCCCUCACUUCUGUUCUUGCCAGAAGAACCCAAUCCUGCAUUUAUGCAGCGGACGGCCAGCGCUCGAGCUCCCAGAGAGAGGUUCUCAUGCCCCUUUGGUCUAAACUGGACACAGCAACAAUCCCGCUUUCCUUUACCGCUGAUUGUUCUGGGGGCGUCUGGGACCCUAAGAGGCAGAAAAGAAAAAAAAAAAAAAGAAAAAGAAACCCCAAAACAUGUGGAAACCUCAUGUUCUCCCCACCCCUUCCUUCCCGUCUGGGGUGUUGGGUGUCGUGCCCAGAACUCUGGUAGCUAUUUUGUAACCAGGAGGCCACCAGCACGUGGGUUAAAGGAAACAGGAGGUGAGGCCAUCGCACCGGCUCCGACCGUUUCUUCUGUGACCCCGCUAAAUGCGUUACUAUUGAGCACCUCUAAGACAGACAUUUCUCGUAUCUCAAACCACUUGUCUGGAGAUAGCGACAGGAUUUCAGCCCGAGUAGGCAUUACUUCACACAGGCAUAUUUAUUCCUUUCCAACCAAGCUGAACCGAUGUGCGUUUCAUCCCUCGUCCCGUAAACACUGUCAGCAGACGGGGCAGGUGGACCGGAGCCCGAGGGCAUCACCGCCAGAUGGCAGAGGAGGUCGGAAGCUGCCCACGGGCCCCGAGGAUUGCAGAGGCCACAUGCAAGCAGGAGAUGAUCUGCGCCCUGAAGUCAGGACUCAGGGGGAGGCCAGCCGGCUCCAGGGGCCCCAGAAGGACCAGGUUUGGCCCCUCGACGGUGACAGCAUCGGAAGGCAGAGACAGGUGGAGGUGGGAUUAGAAAGUGAUUUAUUGCAGCGAGGACGACCCGGGAAGACAGCGGGCCCACACCUCCAAGACCCCAUCCCACCGCCAGGAAGGCAGGAAGAUGUGGGGAGGGUCGGUGGGUGCCCGGCGUGGGGCAGGGCAGCUCAGGCGGAUGACCGCCGGGGUCUUGCUGGCUCAGUGCAGUCCCUGCUGCUUGAGGGCGAAGUUCGGUUCCCAGCAGGGGAGGCUUUGCCUAUGAGGCCUUUCGGUUGAGUUCCUGGUGCGCCCGAAUGAAAAAUUAAUCAGAAAGUGCAGGCCGAGGUCAGAAGGGAGGCAGUGAAGCCUCUUUCAUUCUGGGCAUCUUCACGGUUGAGACUCCACCUGCCACCACAGUGUCCCUUUCGGGAGGCACUUUGGCCACGGGUGUACCUCCACGGCGCAGGCGCGGGCCCGUCGCUGAGCUUGCCUUGGAUCGUCCCUGCAGACACAUGCGGGCUGCAAGGGUACCCAUGGAGCACGCGUGGCUCUCUGUGAGCCUCCGGGACAGGGAGGGCAUCUCCAUGUGCCCAGCAGAGACAAGAAUGCGCCGUGGCACUACCCCUGGGGCCAAGGGCCUGCACAAGCCCAGACACGGGAAGAUGCUGACAUCAGCGACACGGACACAUUACAACACGGCGGCUGGCCGGUUGGCCUGAAACGGGGCACGCCCCCUCUCUCACUGUGUCCGUGGGCGGCAGUCUGGGCGCGGCUCGGCUGGGCGCCCCCAGACAAAGUGGGGGCUGGGGCUGCGGUCACAUCCGAGCCACCCCCGCCUGCCCCCUCACUCGGGCCUGCGGGCCGCUGGGUUCCGGUGCCGUCAGACAGAGGCGUCCUCCCACGACCACGUGCUUCCUCAAGCCAGCUGCGGGGCCGGGUCUGCCCGAGACACUGUCACACGCUUAUGGGACAUAAUCACACACAUGGUGUCACCUCUGCCUCAUUCCCGUGAAUCUCAGGACUCACCUUGACGUCUGUCUGCCACGAUGCCCUGGCAGAUGUUCCAAUUUUAAAAAGCGAGAGAGUAGGAACAUGGCCCAGAUGGAUCACAGACCAUGAAGACGGUGUGCUGUCAUGCUCAUGUGGUCAGGGCUCCGGGCUGCUUCCAGCCUCGGCACUUAGGUCGGGAGGGGGACAUCAAGCGGCACUUCAGGUCCACAGGGUCAAGAGAUGGAUGUGACCUCUCCCGGUCUCCGUCCCCAGCAUCCCCUGAUUUGGGGAGCCAGCAGGGAUAGGUCUUGGGUCCACAGACCCUGCGUGGAGGAGAUCCACGGACAAUGGCACUCACGCCCCACCUCGCUUAGCUGGGCAGGUUUUAGGAUUUCUUUAAGAUGACAGCUGGCACCGGCUUCCAUGAUACGCGUGGCUUCGUACAUCCUCUGAAGCGCGCGUGGGCAGGGAUGUAGAUGCCGAUCUGGACGGUCCUUUCUCACCAUCAGGUGGCAGAGCGCCUCAGCUCCUUCCUCCUGCCCAACGCAGUGCUCCAAGACUUAGACACACACAGUAAACGUGCAUGGUCUCUCGUGGUUUCUGGGGUUCAGCAACGUGGGAGCAGCUGGCUGGGGGUCUGGGUUGUGGUCUCAUCUGAAGGUAGGAGGAGUGGCUCCCGCACACAGUGGGCUGGUGGCUUCUCUCUGUGUGAGGCCCUCCACGGGGCUGGGCGCACCU